This is a messenger RNA of Plasmodium gallinaceum, 2688 nucleotides long. Its product is annotated as conserved Plasmodium protein, unknown function. Bases 1 to 2688 code for a protein of 895 amino acids. The transcript has a single exon. The record is from RefSeq and is a predicted model, not a curated record. Lineage: Eukaryota; Apicomplexa; Aconoidasida; Haemosporida; Plasmodiidae.
AUGAGCAUAUUAUGGAUAUUUAUAAGAAUAUAUACAACUCUUAUAUUGUUCAACCAUGUAAUUGGUAAAUAUGAAUUGAGUUUAAAUCAUUUUUUUCAAAAUAAAAUACAUAUAAAUAGUAGAAAAAAGAACAAUAAUUAUCUAUAUUAUUUUUAUAAUAUAAAGAAAAAAUAUUCUGUAAAAAAUAAUACUAAAAAUUUUAAUGAAAAAUGUUUCAUAGAAAAUAGUAUUCUAAAAAAAGUAUGCAUAUUAAAUCGUAUAAGUAAGAAAACAAAAUGUAAAGAAUUUUAUUUCAAUUAUAAAUGUAGAAAAAAUAAUUUUCAUCAUAAUAAUUAUAUUAAAUAUGAAAAAGAUAAUAAUUUUGAUAAAUCAGCCAGCUUACCAAAUGAGGAUAAUAGCAAAGCAUAUACAAAUAAAAAAAAUAAAGCAGAAAAAAAUAUUGUAGAAAGCAAUAUUCAAUUAGUUCCAUCAAGCAAAGAUGAAUUAAAAGAAAAUUGUGUAACAAAUGAAAGAUUAAUCUCUGAUAAAGAAAAUGUAUAUUUAGACAAUAAAAAAUUAAAUGAAAACAAUAUAAGAGAAGAUAAUAAGCAAAAUGAACAAAAUAUAAAUGAUGAAGAAAAUAGCAAGAAUGCCAUUUCUGAUAAAAAUAAUACAAUAACAAGUGACAAUAAUCAAAAAAAUAACGAGAAUUUCGAAAAAGCAAUGAAAAGGGCUGAAAAUUAUAUAAAAGGAAAAGAAGAUGAUAUAAUUCAAAAAAGAGAAGAAAGCAAAAAAAAAAUGGUUAUAAAAAAUAUGAAAGAAGAGGAAGAUGUUUUUUCAGAUAAAUUAUUGGAUUUACGUAUGUAUGAUAUAUUAAAGUAUGUAUAUAAAGACAAUAUUUAUAGUUGUUCAAAAAAUUUAGUGGAUGUUAUAUUUAAAUGGAUGAAAAAUACGUAUAUAAGUUUUUUAAAAAGUAAUGAAAAAAAAAAAAAAAAAAAAGGAGAAGAAGAUAUAAGAGAAAGGGAUAUUUCUAAUGAUUAUGAUAAAUAUAGAAAGGAGAAAUAUUUAAAUAAUUUUUUUUUUGAUAAAUCUGAUGAAAAUGAUAAAAAUGUAAGAAAUGAAAUAGAAACAUUAAAGUUAUAUAAUAAAAAAAAUUUAAGUAAAUAUUUUUUUUCAUUUAAUAAAGGAAAUAUAUUGAAGCAAUUAGUUACUGAAGGAGAAGAUGAAUUAAUUGAAGAUAAAAAAAAAGAAAAAAAUAUAUGUGAUGAGAGUGAUAAAAAAUAUGAUAAAAAAAUAGAAAAAAUUUUGUCACAUCAUAUAUUUAAUUCAGAUGAAAAUUAUUAUAUUGAUAAAAAUAGAUACAUGAAAUCAAAUGUAACUGUUGAGUUCAAUAUUUAUGAUACAUAUAGCGAUACAGUAAUACUAAACAAUAAAAAAACCAAUUCUACUAUGUUGGAAUUUCCUCUUAUAUAUAGUCAUCAUAUAAUACAAAAAUGCAUCCUAACUAUGAAAAAAUUAGAAAAAUCUAUUUUUUACAUUAAGAACAAUUUAUUAUUUAAAAAUUUUUCAUAUCCAGAAGAACCAGCAAAUAAUGAAGAGAAGAGUAUUUAUGAUGUCAUAACAAAUGAAAAUUGGAUAAAAAUGGAAAUAUAUUUAUGUAAUAUAUAUGGUAUGAAUGAAAAUUGGAUUGGUAUAACACCUGAAAUGUUUUCAGAUGAAGAAAAAUCAGGAAACUUUUUAAAAGAGUAUUCUAUAGAUUCUUCUAACAAUUUAAUAAAUUUAACAAGUAAUGAAAAUACAGUUAUUCCUAACAUAGAAGAAUCAAAUAGAAAGGAUAACACUGAAAAAGAAGAUAGUAAAAAUAUAAAUGAAAAAGAAUUAGAUACUAAAAAUGCAGCGAUAAAAGAAACAGAAAAUAAACUAUCAAGUAAUAAUAAAAAUAGUUUAACAGAAAUUCUUGGUAAUAAAAAUGAAAGUGAUAAAACAGAACGUUUCGAUAUAAGUAAUGAGAAAAACAAUGAAAAAAUUAAUAAAAGAAGAGAAGAAAUAAUAAGGAGAUCUGAAGAAUAUGAGAAAAAAAAAGAACUAGAUAUAAAAACUGAUUUUUUAUUAAAGAAAUUAGAAAAUGAAAUGAAAUAUAAUCCAAAUCAUUACAUGUGGGAUGAUUUAUAUCCUCAAUUAAAUGCACAUCAUAAAAAGAAAACAGAUAAAUAUUUUGAUGAUCUGAAGAAAGAAAUGAGUGAAAACAAAUAUAGUAGAGGUUAUACGGAAAAUAUAAAAAAAAAACAAAGUUUAAAAGGAUAUGAUUUAGGAGAAACAAUAGAAGGAAUAACCAAAUAUUAUAUAUGGAAAGAAAAUAUACAUAGUUUUUCCUUAUAUUUUCCACUACGUCCAUAUGUUAAGAAAAAUGAUAUUUUUGUUGAUAUUGAUAAUAAUUUUUUUUUUCUUUCUAUUUUUAAUCACACAAUUAUCAAAGAUUUUUUUAGUAACCCAAUUAAUUCCUCUGAUUCUGUGUGGUUGUUAAGUGAUAACGAAAAUAAGGAAAAUGCGCAAAGAAAAAAUAAAUCAGAAUAUCCAGUUUAUGAGAUUAAUAAUUCAGACGAUCAUGAUAUUCAAAAAAUUCAAAAAACACAAUAUUGCCUAAUAUAUAACAUUUAUAAAGACAGUAACCAUAAAUAUAUGUGGGGAUCUAUAUUUAAAAAAUCAUAA